Molecule: messenger RNA, 7511 nt
Organism: Mercenaria mercenaria
Lineage: Eukaryota; Metazoa; Mollusca; Bivalvia; Venerida; Veneridae
Product: ATP-binding cassette sub-family C member 5-like
Exons: 33
Coding region: 489-5024 (1511 amino acids)
Biological process (GO): transmembrane transport
Cellular component (GO): membrane
Molecular function (GO): ATP hydrolysis activity; ABC-type transporter activity; ATP binding
Source: RefSeq, a predicted model, not a curated record
AUGAGUUGUAAUUUGAAAUGUUAAGGGUUUAAGAGGUUGCUUUUAUGUUUUGUAUAUUUGAAUGUAGUAUUGUAAAGUUUAUUUUAUUGGUAUUUUGUUAUAAAUUUUAUGAUACUAAGAAUUUCUGAAAAUGGAUUUUUAACUGCUGAAUAUUGAGUUAAAACGGAGUGAUUUUUAAAGGAUGUAAAUGGUGUCGCUUACAUUCCAGCCAGGCAGCUGACUUUAAUGUGGAAUAGCGCGCCCGUAGCAAAUGUAGCAUGAUUGAUCAACUAUGAAGAACAAUUGAUUGAGAGAUAAAGGAUGUCAAUCUUCUUUGAAUCAGUUUGAACUUUACCUUGACCUUUACCAUAAUUUUGACAUUGAAUUACCAUCAUGACAUAGUGUGGCAUGUUAUGCUUUAUGAAAGGAAAUCUGACAGUUUUUGUUCCUUUUAGGGAUCUGACUUUUUUUAUUUGACUCCACAUAGUGUGUAAUAACUUCUGCUAAAAAUGGCAUCCACUGACACAGACAAAAAGAACUUGCUUGAAAAAGCAGAAAAGAAUGACGAUGUUUCCAUGACAACAGAAAAGGUCAAGGACACAACAGAAGGUCAACCUGGUGCAAACUUUAGCUCAAAUGAGAAAGACUUGGACAAUGAUAAUGAUAUAGAAAUUAAAGAUAUAAAAUUGACAAUAAGUGAACAUGACACUGAAGAUGUUACCAUGGCAACAAAAGAAGAAUCAGCCAAUGAGAAAACAGGUUUGAUUGACAGUGAUAGCAGCAGAAGUGAUUCAGAAGAUGAUAGGGAAGAUGUUACCAUGGCAACAGAAAGCGAUGUUGAUGACAGGAUUGAAGACAUGACUAGAAGUUUGUUGGGACUAGAUGUAUGUGGAGAGUUCUCUCCAGAAAGUUCAGUUCAUCGGAAGACUUUCAGACGUUACAAAAAGGCCAUGAAAGGUGUAAUACCAAUCAGAUUUGAGAAAACAAAAAAAGAUGAGUUUCCAGUUGAAAAAGCGGGAUGCUUUUCUCUGAUGACCUUCGGUUGGCAGACGUCCUUGAUGUGGAAUAUUUAUCGUAAAGGAAUUGAUGCCAUUAAAGAUCUAUGUAUUGGAGAAAGUGAGAAAGCUAAACCUAAUACAGACAGACUUGAUAGACUUUGGAAGGAAGAACUUGAGAGAAAAGGGCCAAGAAAAGCCUCACUUGUUCUAACUGUUGCACGAUUUUGUCGAACUCGAGUUUUGCUGUCUUUUAUGUCGCUUUUAGUAGCGACUGUUCUAGCUUUCUCCACACCUGCUUUUGUUCUUCACCGAUUGCUGUCCUACCUAAAUUCUGGUGAUGUUGACAUUGGAGUGGGCAUUGGACUGGUUGUAGCUAUAACUGUGACAGAGUUUGGCAGAACGUUAUUCUUUUCUCAUGCCUGGCAUUUUAAUUAUGCAUCAGGUGUGCGGGUAAGAGCAGCCACUCAAGGUCUUUUGUUCCGAAAGAUCUUAAAAUUGAGAAGCCUGGAAGACAAAACUGUGGGUGAGAUUGUGAAUCUACUUGGCAAUGACAGUCAAAGGAUUUUUGAAGCUAUUUCUAUUGGUCCAUUGAUGUUACCUGGACCCCUGGUCCUUGUGAUGGGCCUCAUUUACAUGUUGUUUCUGAUUGGUCCGUGGUCUCUUAUUGCCAUGGGAAUAUUUGGAGCAUUCUAUCCAGUAAUGUAUUUCAUUUCCUUCUUGACCAAUUACUACAGGAGAAAGUGUAUAGUUGUAACAGAUAAGAGGGUACGGAUGAUGAAUGAAUUGCUGACAUGUAUCAAGCUGAUCAAAAUGUAUGCAUGGGAAAAGUCCUUCGCUAAAGCAAUAUCAGUUAUACGUGCAGAAGAAAGGGGUAUUUUAGAGAAAGGGGCCUAUGUGCAAAGCAUCAGUACGGCUACUGCCCCCAUUGUACCGGUGAUGGGAGCAGUAUUCACAUUCCUUGCUUAUGUAUUGACAGGAAAUGAGCUCACCGCAGUUAAGGCAUUUACUAUCACAGCUGUGUUGAAUUCCAUGAGAUUUACGCUCGGAGUUCUGCCAUUUUCUGUUAAAGCCCUAGCUGAUGCUAAAGUGUCUUUUAAAAGAUACAAGAGUAUUUUACUUAUGGAUGAGAUGACACCGCACCCAUGGCAGGUAUUCAAUGACAAAUAUGCACUGGUCCUUAACCAUACAACCUUUAAAUGGGACAAAGAUUCUACUGCAGAAAAGAAUGGAAAGAACAAAAGCAAAGAUAAAGGGAAAGCAUCAAAGACAAAAGCUAGCAAUGGUUUAAAAGGACGUGAAGAACUCCAGACAUUAAAGGACUCGGAUCAAACUAACGAAGAUGUGGCCUUUGUCGAUACACCAACACUACAGGACUUGACUUUAGUAGCAGAAAAGGGCAAAUUGAUAGGAAUCUGUGGAAGUGUAGGAAGUGGAAAAUCAUCGUUACUGUCUGCUGUGCUGGGCAGGAUGCUGCACGUAUCGGGGAAAGUGGCAGUACAAGGUUCGCUUGCCUAUGUAUCCCAGCAGGCUUGGGUGAUGAACACGACAGUGAGAGAUAACAUUCUGUUUGGAGAAACAUAUGAUCCGGACAGGUAUGCAGCAGUGGUAGAAUCAUGUGCCUUACUGCAAGAUUUCUCAGAUUUUGUUGAUGGUGAUCAGACAGAGAUAGGAGAGAGAGGAAUCAAUCUUAGUGGAGGACAGAAACAAAGGAUCAGCUUGGCACGUGCUGUCUACAGUAACAAAGACAUAUACUUAUUGGACGACCCUCUCUCAGCUGUAGAUAUACAUAUAGGCAGACAUAUCUUCUCAGAAUGUAUCAUGAAGCAACUGAAAGGGAAAACAGUGCUGUUUGUUACACAUCAACUUCAGUAUUUGAGUAAUUGUGACCAGGUGAUAUUUAUGCGAGAUGGUAAGAUUACAGACACGGGUACACACAGUGAGUUGAUGAAAGGUGACACGGAGUAUGCCAGUCUCAUUAAGAUGUUCUACACACAGGAGAAAGAAAAGGAAGCUAGCUUGGACAAUAUUGGGCGACCCAAAUCUCUCCACAAACAGUUUUCAGUUGAUCGCCCUGAUUAUUUCCGACAAAGAACUCUGUCCUCGGGUUCCCAAGGUUCUCAGGGGUCACCAAGGACAAAAAGAGACCCACUACGUCAGAUGAGUGUCAUGUCAAAUAGAACAGUGAGUGUAGAAGAGGAAGAACAGAAACCCACUGGUGGCAAGUUGAUUGUUGCUGAAGAGAAGAAAGAAGGGAAAGUUGGUUGGCCGGUGUACAGGACAUACAUAAAAGCUGCUGGCGGUUAUAUUGUGUCAGGUCUAGUCAUCUUAACAUUUGUCGUAACUAUUGCUUCACAGUCCUUCGCCAGCUGGUGGCUGUCGUACUGGUUGAAUCAAGGCAGUGGGAACACAACAAUCACAGUAGGAAAUGAAACAUUUAUCAGUAAAAGUGUAUCAGAUCAUCCAAACCUACAUUUCUACACGACAGUUUAUGGUUGCAGUGUUGCUGUUAUGAUUGUCAUGACUGCGCUUAGAGCUUUUGUUUUCAUGAAGGCAACUCUGCGAGCUUCCAGUACUAUGCACAAUGAUAUCUUCAGAAAAAUGAUGGCCUCACCAAUGAAGUUUUUUGAUACAACACCAGUUGGGAGAAUCAUCAACAGAUUCUCCUCGGAUCUUGAUGAAAUUGAUGUACGUUUACCUGCCACAAGUGAGAUGUUUCUGCAGAAUAUGUUAAUGAUACUGUUUGCAAUUGGAAUUAUAGCCUACGUGUCGCCAUGGUUUCUGAUCGCGCUGGUACCCCUGGUGUUGUGCUUUCUGGCUCUUGAUGUCGUCUUUACUUCAGGAGUACGUGAGUUAAUGCGUAUGAAUUCAAUAACAAAGUCGCCGGUAAUAAGUCAUGUUACUGCAACAGUUCAAGGUAUAAGCACCGUUCACGCUUAUGGGAAGACAGAUCAGUUCCUGGACAAAUUUAAUAAACUGUUAGACAAAAAUACUGGGUAUUUUUAUCUGUUCUAUUGUUCCAAUCGAUGGCUUGGAUUUCGCCUCAAUCUCAUGAGUACCGUUGUAGUUGGAAUCACUGGGUUGUGUAUAGUUCUUACUUACGACAAGCUUACCCCGGCACUUGCUGGUUUGGCUUUUUCAUUCGCAUUUCAGAUGACUGGACUGUUCCAGUUUACAAUCAGACAGGCUAUAGAAAGUGAGGCCAAAUUUGUUGCAGUCCAAAGACUUCAGCAUUAUUCAGAGGAUGUUGAAUCUGAAGCACCAGCAGUAGUCAAAGGUCACAGACCUGCAGAUGACUGGCCGGAGUCCGGGGAGAUAAAAUUUGAAAAAUACAAGAUGAGAUACAGAGAUAAUCUCCCCUUAGCAUUGAAAGGAAUAGGUUUUACAAUCAGAGCUAAGGAGAAAAUAGGCAUAGUUGGGAGAUCAGGGUCAGGAAAGUCAUCACUAGGUGUAGCUUUAUUCCGAUUGGUUGAGCCAGUGUCAGGAACUAUAUUAAUAGAUGGCGUAGACAUAACACAAAUAGGACUGGAGGACCUGAGGUCUAGAUUAGCAAUCAUCCCACAAGAUCCAGUACUGUUUGUAGGAACAGUUAGGUAUAAUUUGGAUCCAUUUUCAAAACACAAAGAUUCUGAACUUUGGGAUGCUUUGGAAAAAUGCCAUGUUAAAGACACUAUUUCAUCUUUAGAGUUGAAGUUAGAUCAUAUGGUUGUGGAGAAUGGUGAGAAUUUUUCUGUUGGAGAAAGGCAGCUGCUGUGUAUGGCCAGAGCUCUUCUAAGGAAUAGUAAGAUUUUGAUGCUUGAUGAAGCGACUGCUGCCAUUGAUACAGAGACAGAUGCUCUUGUACAAAAAACAAUCAAGGAAGCUUUUGCUGAAUGUACCAUGUUAAUCAUAGCACAUAGACUUAAUACGGUACUAGGAUGUGAUAGAAUUCUAGUGAUGGAAGAGGGAAAGGUUGUUGAGUAUGGACGACCAAAGGACUUGAUGGCCAGCAAAAUAUCUAAGUUUAAAGCUAUGUUAGAAGCUGUAGAAAAACAACAUGAACAGUUAUAAUUUUAGAAGAAAGAUAGAGAUACUCUUACCAGGCAUAGAAGCAUUCUUGGGUAAAACACAGGAUGACUAUCAAUCACAAAAUGGCCAUAUUCUCUGUGCAAGAGAUGUUCUAGUCAUAUGAGAUAUGCAUCCAUGUAUAAAAGAUACCGAAUUACAAUGUAUGUCAAAAUAAAGUUGCUGCUAGGUGACAAAGUAAUUGUUCAGUGUAAAUGCAAUCCAGAUGCAAUGUUAGAAUUUUGAUAUCUUUGCCUCGGAUUUGUAAAUGAUGGAGAAAUAUGUUAGAAAGUUGGGUUAAGUGUUUAAUAUGUAUUAUAAAUUUUGAGCAACAUGCAUGUGGGAGAUGCCAAGGUUGUACAGAUCUGUCUCAGCAUGUCCAUCUUAGUGUUUUCUUUGUGUUUUUCAUGACAGCUCAGUCCCACAUGAAAUUUCUUCUUUGGGUCAUCUGUAAUAGAAAAAAUAGGUCACUAGAUAAAAUCCUGGAAAAACCUUCAUUCCACAGUCUUGUUUUCUAUUUUUACCUCAUGUUUUUAUUUCGAUGUAAAUGAGAUGUGGAACCAAAAUUUAUAGUCCUGUUUGGCACCAUAUAACCUAUACUGUGUUGGUGCGCCGUUAAACCCAAAUAAAUAAACAGUUUGUCUUUAUUUUAUUUGUCUUUAUGCUACUUGCAGUCUUUGUAACAUUACAUUUAUAUCAGUACUACCAGGUUAGCUUAGAUGACAGACUAGCCUAGCUUAUAGGUGACAAGACUAUUCUCCUUGAGAGUUUUUUGUUUUAGAAUUUUACAAAGAACAAAUUGUUGACAUUUGACAUAGCACUUUGUAUGUGUUGUCGGUUCUAUACAAAGGAAAAUACCCAAUGAUGUACACUGUAUUUAUACUUGUUAUAUUCUUAUUUUUAAACAUGGUGUAGGUACAAAGGAAGUUUAAACAUAAAAUAUUCAUAAAUAUACAUUUUGUGUUGUAAAUUCACUAUAGUGGGAUGUUUUAUCCCUUGAUUUGGUAAAAAAUGGAAUUUUAGACUGUAUCUAUGUAACAUAUUGAUGGCUUUAUGAUACUUUGAUGGUGCAUGUGAAACUUUUGUCAGGAUCUUUUGAGUAACUGAAGAGUUACUGCCCUUUAAUUAUUUUAAAAUUCACAAAUUUUCAUACGAAAAAGUAACACAUGAUGGAUCUUCAUGAAACUAAAUACAAAUAUAGAUAACUAUAGGAUGGAAAUGACCAUGCUACUUCCAUCUGGAUCUCUUCAGUAGCUGCAGAGUUAUUUCCCUUUAAUUGUUAUAUCUUUUGGAAUAUAGUCCCCUGAUUCAUUAGGUAUAUAAAUUCACCGAAUUUGCUUGUAUUCUACCAGUCUUCUACAUGAACACAUGUUUCAACAGAAAUGAAUUGUUUCAAACCCACCUUAUAUUCUACCAGUCUACUGCAUUAAUAUAUGAAUACAUGUAUGUAAAGGGUGCUGAAAAUUUGUUGAUUGUUGAAUAAGUUGGUAUAAAUACCCUUGGUAUAUAGGGUCAUUUAGUUGUAUACAAAACAUAUUUUAGUCUCUUUCUUAUUGUUAAGGGUUGUGUUCAGUACAUUGUUUAUUGUGGACAAGUUACAAUACAUUGUUUAUUGUUGACCAGUUACGACACAUUGUUCAUUGUGGACCAGUUACAAUCUUAUCAUGACAGUUCAUUGUUUUAGUUGAAUUACUGUUUACAUUUAAGAAGCUGUGAUAAGGUAGCUAUAUCUAACAAUUAAAUAUUUGCAUUCCAGUGACUUCAUAAAGACAAUUUUAUACAAGAGACAACCUCUUGUUUAUCCUUCAAAAAUUCUGUUUAUUAUGCCCCCGAAGGGAGGCAUAUUAGUUUUCAACUGUCUGUCCGUUCGUUCGUUCGUCACAACGUUAACUUUUUGCAUGAAGGCACUUUACUCGCGAACCACUGCACCCAGGACCUUCAAACUUCACAUGCUGAUAGUACUUAUUGAGUACACGACCCCUACUGACUUUGGAGUCACCAGGUCAUAGGUCAAGGUCACCAGGUCAAAGAUCAAGACACUGCGGGGGCAUUUGUCACCAUUAGUGACAGCUCUUGUUUUUCUGUUUGUUUUACAAUGGUUUUACGUUUUUUCUCCCACAAUAGGCUUACUUCUUACAAUGAGUCUCCUGCCUUACAAAUGACAAACCAAAAUUUUCAUUUUAUACAUUAAAAUAUAUAUAAACUAUCCCAGUAGACACAUAGACCUUCUUCAAACUAGCUUGAUGAAAGAUUUUUGUUCAGGCAUUUGUUUUGAGAAAACAGAUUCCAUUUUUUACUAUAUUAUACAUGUACUGAUAUGUCUGAGGCUUUAAUGUUUUAUAUGUUGAAUGGUAUUCAAAUUAUAUUUGCGAUGUUGUUUCUUAAGACUGUGUUAUUGAUAUGUGAAGUAAAGUAUAUUUUCAUAUUUGAUCCAUAAAUACAUUGUUUUGACAGUAUAUAUUUUAAUUGUAAUAAAACAGAAACCAAAUUCCA